AUGUCGGACGGACCUCAGAUGGCAGACCCGUCCGCCUCGGACUUGAUGGCCGAGACCUGCAGCGCCUGCUCCUGCAUGUCAGUAGAAAACGUGCUGUAUGCCAACUGCGAGAAGAUCACUGUCUAUCGACCCACGCAGCUCAUCCCGCCGGCCUCCUCCCUAUACCACCUGAACUUCCAGAACAACUUCUUAAUCGUACUGUACCCUAACUCGUUCCUCAACUUCACCCACGCCGUGUCACUGCAGCUGGGGAACAAUAAACUACAGAACAUCGAAGGUGGAGCCUUCAUGGGGAUGAGCGCGUUGAAACAGCUGCACCUGAACAAUAAUGAGUUAAAGGUGCUGCGAGCAGACACUUUCCAAGGGAUAGAAAACUUGGAAUACCUUCAGGCUGAUUACAAUUUGAUAAAAUACAUUGAAAAGGGAGCAUUUAACAAACUGCACAGGUUAAAAGUGCUCAUCCUGAAUGAUAAUCUCAUACAGGCACUUCCUGACAACAUAUUUCGCUUUGCCUCGCUCACACACCUGGAUAUAAGGGGGAACAGGAUCCAGAGGCUUCCUUAUUUGGGGGUUCUGGAGCAUAUUGGGCGCAUUGUAGAGCUGCAGCUGGAUGACAACCCUUGGAAUUGUACCUGUGAUUUAGCACCUCUCAAGGCGUGGCUUGAAAACAUGCCCUAUAAUAUUUUUAUCGGCGAGGCCAUAUGUGAAACACCAAGUGACUUGUACGGAAGGCUCCUGAAAGAAACUAACAAACAAGAGCUUUGUCCCAUGGGAACAGGAAGUGACUUUGAUGUUAGAAUGCCGCCUGCACCGCCUGAUAAUGGGCAGUCACCCUCCAAAAUGUCCCCAACCACUCUGGCUCCCAUGGCCACAAAAGCACCAAAAACCACUGACUCAUCUAAAAUUUACGGUAAUGGUAUUGUGGCUGGUUUACCCCCUUUUGGAAGAAAUAGACAGAUUGUUUCCUUUCAGACACGGACCCCUCCAUUGCUGUGUCCGCAGCCCUGCAGCUGUAAAGCCCACCCCUCUGACUUUGGCAUCAGCGUCAGCUGUCAGGAGAGGAAUAUUAAAAAUUUAGGUGAUCUCCUUCCCAAACCCCAAAAUGCCAAGAAGCUUCACCUGAGUGGAAAUUAUAUCCGUGACAUAAGCCCGGCUGAUUUCCAAGGCUUUGAAGGCUUAGAUUUGCUACAUCUUGGCAGCAAUCAAAUUGUCACGGUCCAAAAAGGUGUGUUUUCUAACCUAACUAACCUGAGAAGGCUGUAUUUGAAUGGAAACCAGCUUGAACAGUUACACCCAGAGAUGUUUUUGGGCCUCACAAACUUACAGUACCUAUAUUUGGAAUACAAUGCCAUAAAAGAAAUCUUAGCGGGUACAUUUGACUCCAUGCCGAACCUACAACUCCUGUAUCUCAACAACAAUGUUCUGCGGAGUCUCCCUGCCUACGUGUUUGCGGGUGUCUCUUUAGCCAGACUGAAUCUAAAAAACAACCACUUCAUGACCCUACCAGUGAGUGGUGUCUUGGACCAGCUGCAAUCAUUGACCCAGAUAGACCUCGAAGGGAACCCGUGGGAGUGUUCCUGCGAUCUUGUUGCCCUCAAACUAUGGCUAGAGAAGCUAAGUGAUGGAGUGGCUGCCAAAGAGGUGAAAUGUGCCUCCCCUGUGCAGUUCUCCAACAUUGAGCUGCGCCUCUUGAAAAAUGAGAUCCUGUGUCCUAAGCUUAUUGCAAGGCCACCGUUUAUUCUCACUAGCGCCACGCCUGUUUUGACCUCACUGUCGCCUGCCGGAGUUGGAAAAGCACCGCCGGGAGGGCCUGUGCCUCUCUCCAUCAUGAUCCUCAGCAUCCUCGUAGUGCUGAUCCUCACUGUGUUCGUGGCCUUCUGCCUGCUAGUCUUUGUCCUGAGGCGGAAUAAAAAACCAGUAGGAAGGCAGGAGGGGCUUGGGAAUCAGGAGUGUGGCUCCAUGUCAUUGCAGCUCCGCCGUCACAGUCACAAAUCGGGCAAAAAAGGCUCCAUCCCGGGAGACGACUUGGGAGGCGAGACGUUCAUCCCCCAGACAAUCGAGCACAUUGGCAAAAGCCACACCUGCGGGAUCGGACGCUCCUCAGACAUGGACGCUGGGUUCAAGUUUGCAGACUCGCAGAGGCAGAAGAUCAUCCUCCGGAACAGCGCCGACAAGGAUAAAGACUCGCUUUCCACCCUGGAGCGCAACAAACGCCUCAGUACCAUCGACGAACUCGAGGAGUUCCUCCCCCACCGAGAGCCCAGCAUGUUCAUCCAGAACUUCCUGGACAGCAAAAGAGAUUUCAACAGUAUAGGGAUGGGCGGGUACGAAAUCCGCUACCCGGAGAAAACGCUGGAUAAAAAGAUGAAGAAGUCGUCGCUGAUAGGCGGGAACCACAGUAAGAUCGUGGUGGAGCAGAGAAAAAGUGAGUAUUACGAGCUAAAAGCCAAGCUCCAAGGAACGCCUGAUUACCUGCAGGUGCUCGAGGAGCAGACUGCGCUGAGUAAAAUGUAGGGAUUGUUGCGUUUGAUUUAGUGCAU
Molecule: messenger RNA, 2540 nt
Organism: Perca flavescens (yellow perch)
Lineage: Eukaryota; Metazoa; Chordata; Actinopteri; Perciformes; Percidae
Gene: slitrk4
Product: SLIT and NTRK-like family, member 4
Exons: 1
Coding region: 1-2514 (837 amino acids)
Biological process (GO): axonogenesis; positive regulation of synapse assembly
Cellular component (GO): glutamatergic synapse
Molecular function (GO): protein binding
Source: RefSeq, a predicted model, not a curated record